Molecule: messenger RNA, 1257 nt
Organism: Corticium candelabrum
Lineage: Eukaryota; Metazoa; Porifera; Homoscleromorpha; Homosclerophorida; Plakinidae
Exons: 4
Coding region: 61-1032 (323 amino acids)
Biological process (GO): signal transduction; regulation of apoptotic process
Source: RefSeq, a predicted model, not a curated record
GGCGCUCAACGUAUUCAUCUUUCCAUUUGCUUAGUUAGCUGUUGCUACGGUUUUCACAAAAUGUCUGCAGUUGAUCCUAAAUGGCAAAGUCACAUGCAACCACGCUACCCCGGUCUGAUCGAAGGAUUACGAGUGAGCGGCACUGUACUAGACCAUCUCUACCAGUCGGGACUGCUUGAUGCCGAAGGACGUUCGACAGUCGAUAAAGUGCAAUCGAACACAGAACAAGGGAGGGUUCGCUGCUUGUUGGAAUUGCUAGAAAGGAAGCCUCCAGGAUCUUUUGAAAAAUUUUGUAAUGUAUUGGACAAGGUUGGAUAUAAGCACUUGGCUGUUAUGCUACGGUCUGAAAGUGUAUCUUCUGAUCAGACCGAAAUCAGAGUACCUUCAGCAUCAUCUGGAGUCAGUUUGACGGCAGGAGUGACAGAUAUCACCGAUGGCAAUAAUAGAGUAACGCCUAUUCCUCCCAUGUUAGCUUCUCAGGGCUGGAAGUACGACGUGUUUUUAUGUCACGCAGGCGAUGACAAAAAAGACUUUGUCUAUCCAUUAUACAAGGAGCUCAAGGAGAAACAUGGCAUUGUUUCGUUUUUUGAUGCUGAAUCUUUGCCAGAGGGAGGCAUGACACAGAAACUCAUUGCUGAAGCCAUAAUACAGUCUCCUCUGUUUGUCGUUAUACUCAGUCAUGAGUUCAAGGGAAAACCCUAUCCUGAAACAGAAGUUAAAGCAGCAUUUGAAUUUGACGAAGAUAAAAGUGAUUCACGUAAGUUUGACUCACGUUACAAGAAGAUCAUACCAGUAUUUUACAAGAUUACAGCCACCGCUUGCAGCGAAUCUACAGUCACAAUCUUAAAAAAGUUGGCUCGAAUUGCUGGCAUUAGGAAGAAAACUGAUGAAAACGAUAGUAGUUUGGUAACUCGCGUUGCGGAAAGAAUUCGAGAACAUGUUGAAGGCCAGCGUGAUAAUGGUGAGAUAAAGGUACUUCCGGAAUUAUCAUCUGUUCGUGCACAGAUAAAGAGGAUCUUCGAACUUGACUGAAGGACGUAGGACAACAAAUUGUAAUGUACGCAGCUGAUCAAUACGUGCGAAAGUUUGGAUUAGAGGCAAACUACAUGUUUUCAUGCUUUAAUAAUCAAUUAGAACAAACAUUACGUUACUAGGUUACAUGAAUGAAUUUGAUGUGCUACUUUGGAAAAUACAAAUUUCAUGCGAGUAAAUUGACUGUAAGAUUCAGAACAGCGUCCGAAUUAUGAUUGAUAUUCU